Cajanus cajan (pigeon pea) is the source of this 2122-nucleotide messenger RNA. Its product is annotated as ATP-dependent DNA helicase. Lineage: Eukaryota; Viridiplantae; Streptophyta; Magnoliopsida; Fabales; Fabaceae. The record is from RefSeq and is a predicted model, not a curated record.
AACCCAAGUAUUAUUGUAUUAAAAGUUUCCCACGCGCCGCUCCGUCGCUUGCACGCGCACCACCUCAGAAGCAUCGAACUAUUUUUUUUUUUCCGCCAAUUGUGAACCAAAACAAAAGCUCCUCUUUCUCUUUGGUCUUCUCCGCGUUGUUGUUAUUUUUUUUUUAAAAGGGUUAUUGUGAUAUCAGAACAUUUCGAUUUGUGAUUCAAUCAAUACUCAGCAAUUUUCACUUCAGCAGAAAAUUUGAUGGUUCAGCAAAUGGGUUUGAGGAAGCUCCGUUCAGACCUUGAAACGGUGCCGGUGAAGUUGGAGAUGGAGGAGCAUGCUCCUCUCGACAAGCGCUUCAAACCUUCACAAGAGCAAUGGAAUGCUUCAAACAGUAAUUCAUUCAGUUCUCCUUCCCAGUACAAUAUACUCGAUGAGCCUAGCCCUCUAGGUUUACGUCUGAGGAAGAGCCCUUCGCUCUUAGAUUUGAUACAACUGAAGCUUUCUCAAGGGAAUAUGUUUAUUGCAAAUACACAAAAUGAAAACUUGAGCUCUGGAUUGAAAAAGGAGAGUCGUGGUGCUGCUGCAUCAGUUUCUGUGGAGAAGCUUAAGGCUUCAAAUUUCCCGGCUUCACUUUUAAGAAUUGGUUCGUGGGAGUAUAAAUCAAAACAUGAGAGUGACCUAGUGGCAAAGUGUUACUUCUCUAAGCAUAAGUUAGUUUGGGAAGUUCUUGAAGGUGAACUAAAGAGCAAAAUGGAAAUCCAAUGGUCAGAUAUAAUGGCACUUAAGGCAAAUUGUCCUGAUACUGAACCUAGCUCGUUGACUGUAGUGCUUGCAAGACAGCCUCUUUUCUUCAGGGAGACUAAUCCUCAGCCUAGAAAGCAUACACUGUGGAAGGCAACAUCAGAUUUUACUGAUGGAGAGGCUAGCAAACACAGGCAGCAUUUUUUGGAAUUUCCGCAAGGGAUGUUAGCCAAGCAUAUUGGAAAGCUCAUCCAAUGUGACAUGCGUCUUAAUUUCUUAAGCCAACAACCUGAGAUAAUUUUGGAUUCACCUCAUUUUGAUACACGAACGGCUGCUUUUGAGAACCUUGAAAAUCCAGACGAUUGUGAUUUACACCUUGUCAAUGGUAAAGGAUCUAUAGCAGCUUGUUUGCAGGACACAGGAUCACCUCGCUCAUCCCUAUCGCCAUCAUUUAAGAUUGAGCACAAUGAUUGUCUUGACAUUACCUUGGAUAGUCUACCUUGUGACGCACCUUCUCCCAGCUCAGGGAGUCCAAGUUCUGAAACUGAUUUCAAGGGCACAAGAAUUUGGGACCAGAUAAAAAUGCCUGGACUCCGCCCUUCUAUGUCAGUGAGUGAUUUUAUUGGUCACAUUGAACACUGCCUUUCCGAACAGACAACUUCCGGGAAUCCAUCUUUUUGUGGUGGAAGAUUGGGGUACCAGGAAAUGCUAGAGGGAAUUGCGCAGCAUCUUCUUAAUGACAAUCAAGUUAUAACUUCUGAUGAAAAAUCACUCAUGUCAAGGGUCAAUUCUCUCUGCUGUCUUCUACAGAGGGAUCCACGUGACAAGGAAAGUGCUGUUGAAGGACCUGAUGAUGGAAAAAAUAUUCAACCUAGCCAUGUUAUUGAAUCAAGGCAGAACAACAAAAUUAAAAUGGAUGUCAAGCCUGCUGAAGAGGACUUUAGAGAUGUUUCUGGUGGCAAGCAAGCACUAGGCAUGUCCAAGAAAGACUCUUUUGGAGAGUUACUUCUUCACCUUCCUCGAAUUGCAUCACUUUCAAAUUUUGUUUAACAUAUCAGAAGACGAUAACGACAGAUAGUUAUUUGAUAUUUGAAAUGAAAAAAAUGGCCAAUAUCAAGGUGUAUAGAGGAUAUGUAGUCUUCGUAGGCAUGAAAAGUUUAAUUUUUACCAUACGAACCAUCAGGAUUUGGAAAAUAUUUUAAUGAAGAAUCCUGGUAGAACCUGUGUAAAAAACUGUAACAGGUAGGUGCUGUAGCACUAUCUCCUGAUCUUUCCAUCCGGGUCUUGUACAAUGUUGUCUGCAUGUAAAUAAAUAAUGUGCUACUAAUAAAAUAUCGGACUUGUGAAUUAGAUACUCUGGUGGCUUUAUCAAGGAUGCCACUUUUUUCUUCUU